CCAGACGCAGAUCUCGUCGCCGCGCCGGCGCUAGCACCGCCGUUAUCUACCCUGGUGCAAUGCCUUGCCUUGUGGGGCGCGACGGCUUGCACCUUGUCCUCCCUCACCGGACUCAAGCCAUUGCCAAGCGGUGCGUGCAUGCAGUGGGACGACGACGACGAUGGCGACGACAACGACGACGACGCGCGCGUGUGCGUAAUGCUGUUGUUUCGAGGUGAUGGCAUUGGCGAGGGCGUCCGCCCUACCUACCUGCCAAGGCUUCGUGAUCACUCACUCCAGGGUCUGAUGAGCGUGGGGAGACACCCGCCCAUGCGCUGGAAUGGGCUAGGCGCGGGCGAUCGUCUCUGGGAUGUCAGUAUGCACGCAUUGUACGCAUUGCACUGGGCUGCGCAAGCGCACUUGCACGGCAGCAGUGGUGUGUAUGUGUGUGUGCACGGCGUGUGCUGCUGGGAUGCUGUCUUGUCAGUUGCUGUGCGCUGUGAUCGUGGGGGUUGGUGGUGUGGGUACGGAGACGGAAAUGGACGCGGAAAGUUCCUUUUUUCCUGCGUCUGCUACCUACGGACUAUUGUACGCGAUGCGCGCAUGCCUGCCUGCCUGCCGUGCGAGCGGGGAAUUGUUGGCUCCUUUGGAAGCUUGCUUAGGCUUGGCCGGUUUUGGCGGCGGCAUUGUUCCUGCUGCUGAUCUUGUGGGACGGGGCUUGUGCAUGCUUUGUCCGUUGUCAGUUGCGAGCUUCUACGGAUCAUCCGUCACGAAAUUGCUCCUAGGUACGUAUGUGUGUAUGU
Aplosporella prunicola CBS 121167 is the source of this 782-nucleotide messenger RNA. RefSeq lists its product as uncharacterized. The transcript has a single exon. The coding region runs from base 139 to 681 and encodes 180 amino acids. Lineage: Eukaryota; Fungi; Ascomycota; Dothideomycetes; Botryosphaeriales; Aplosporellaceae. The record is from RefSeq and is a predicted model, not a curated record.